Tinamus guttatus (white-throated tinamou) is the source of this 2885-nucleotide messenger RNA. The record is from RefSeq and is a predicted model, not a curated record. NCBI's taxonomy places the organism in Eukaryota, Metazoa, Chordata, Aves, Tinamiformes, Tinamidae.
AGGGAACUAACCCUUCCUCUCUCUCCUUGUCCUCAGGUUCAGUGGCAAAUAUGAACAUUUGUCAACAUUCGACAACAGCUCCUUGGGACACCAUGAAUUUGCUGGAAUCUAGACCACAGAACAUUUGCAAUAGCACUUUUAAAUUUUAAUUUAAUUUAAUUUUUUUAAAAAAAUCAUCUGGAUUAAUUACAGUCAUGGCUAGCAAAAGAAAAUCCACGACUCCCUGCAUGAUACCAGUAAAAACACUGGUGCUUCAGGAGACCGAACUGGAUGCUGUAAAAGAUGAUCAUAAAGGAACUCAACAGGAUGUUCCUCCUGAGGUGCCAGCAGUCAGCGAUGCAGGUGCAAGCAACAGUAAUAACAGAGCAUUAUCCAACGGGCACCGUGGUAUUGCUGACAGCGAUACUUAUGUGUGCAAGUACUGUAACUUUGGAUCUCAAGAGCUUCAUCCUUUCAUUGGUCACCUGGACUCUGAGCACUUAGAUUUUAGCCAAGAUCCUGUGUUCGUGUGUGUUGCAUGCAGCUUUCUGGCAAAAAGCCACGAAGGGCUCUCUCAGCACAACGCAGAGUCCCACGCUGGUGAAACAAGCUUGGUGUGGAGCGUGGCUAAGCAGGAUAAGCAAACAACCGUGGAACAAAGUCUCUGUGAGGCCGUCGGCAGCCACGACCCUCCUGGAGAGGUCCCCGAAGAAGCGGCGGAUGGUCAGUCUGAAAUUAUCAUCACCAAAACCCCCAUCAUGAAGAUCAUGAAAGGCAAGCCCGAGGCCAAAAAAAUCCACACGCUGAAAGAGAACCCGUCGAACCAACUGAGCGGCGAGUCGGAGGGGAAGGACACAGAGCAUUCGUUCACAAACGGGUCCGCGCCGGCCAGCCAGCCCCCGGCAAGCUCAGCAAAAUCAUCUCAUGUUGUGAACGGCUCCAUCAUAGGAAACGUGCCUGUUCUGCAGGCUGGUGUUGCACAGCUUGUGUCACUACCACAGCAACCACCAAUGCACCAGCAGCUCCCUACAUCCAAAUCCCUUCCCAAGGUGAUGAUUCCCUUGAGUAGCAUUCCGACAUACAACGCAGCCAUGGACUCUAACAGCUUCCUGAAAAACUCUUUCCACAAGUUCCCUUACCCCACGAAAGCUGAGCUCUGCUACUUGACUGUGGUGACAAAAUACCCAGAAGAGCAGCUGAAGAUCUGGUUUACCGCGCAGAGGUUGAAGCAAGGCAUCAGCUGGUCACCAGAGGAGAUAGAAGAUGCCAGGAAAAAGAUGUUUAACACAGUUAUUCAGUCUGUGCCACAACCCACAAUUACGGUUUUAAACACACCGUUAGUUGCAAACCCUGGCAACGUCCCGCACCUUAUUCAGGCCACUUUACCUGGCCAUGUGGUUGGGCAGCCCGAAGGAACAGGGGGCCUGCUCGUUACCCAGCCCAUAAUGACCAAUGGGUUGAAAGGAACCGGUUCCUCCUUCUCGUUAGCAGUGACCUCGGUUGCCAAGCCCCAGCCCGCGACGCAGCACAGCACCGUGAGCUCCAAUAACGCAUCGACCGUCAAAGUGGUCAACAGCGCCCAGGCCCUGCUCACCGCGUGUCCCGCCAUCUCCUCACAAGCCUUCCUGGACCCCAACAUUUACAAAAACAAGAAGUCCCACGAGCAGCUGUCCGCACUGAAAGGCAGCUUCUACAGAAAUCAGUUCCCUGGCCAGGUCGAAGUGGAGCGGCUGUCAAAAAUUACAGGCCUUUCCGUGAAGGAAAUUCGAAAAUGGUUUAGUGAUAGAAGGUACCAUUACAGGAACGUAAAAGGCGGCAGAGCUGCGUUUGCCGGAGAUACUCUGGAUUCUCUGCCUGAAAUGGCCUUUGACGUGCCACCCAAAGGAGCAGAGCUGGCUUCUACAACAGCAGUGACACCCGUCACUCAUCACCAAACGAGACGGCAAGCCUGGCAUCAAACACCCGACUUCACCCCGACCAAAUACAAGGAGCGAGCGCCAGAGCAGCUGAAGGCACUAGAGAGCAGUUUUGCACAAAAUCCUCUUCCCCCGGAGGAAGAGGUGAAUCGCCUGCGGGGCGAGACCAAAAUGACGCGUAGAGAAAUUGAUAGCUGGUUCUCUGAAAGGAGGAAAAAAAAGGUGGCGGAAGAAAGUAAAAAAAAGGAGGAGGAAGAGGCUGAAAAUGGUUGUGGAGAGGAAGACUCUUCAGAUGACCUGAGGGCCUCAAGUGAAAACGGCUCCAUCGAUGCAUCUACCAACAACCCAAAUUCAGCGGAGCGCAAAGUGAGUCCCAUCAAAAUCAACCUGAAAAAUCUCCGGGUGACGGAGUCCAACGGCAAAGGUGAAGUACCAGGGAUUAGUGCAAACGAGAAAGGGGACGGCAGCCCCAGCCGGCCCCCCACUCCUCCAAAAACCAAACUGAACUUUAAAAAGACCGCCCAGCAGCGGCACUUGCUUAAACAAAUGUUUGUGCAGACGCAACGGCCAACAAACCAGGAAUACGAUGCCAUCGUGUCGCAGACGGGCCUGCCGCGGGCGGAGGUGAUCCGCUGGUUUGGAGACAGCCGUUAUGGCUACAAGAACGGGCAGCUGAAAUGGUAUGAGAACUACAGGCGGGGCAUUUUCCCUCCAGGCGUGGUAGACGUCAGCCCUGCCGGCAGAGAGGUCUUGGAGGACUAUUACAAACAGCACAAGGCGCUGCAGGAGGACGACCUGCCGGGCCUGUGCGAGCGCUCGCAGCUCGCUAGAGCGGCCUGUAAACGUCGACUGUCACUACUGGACCCAUCGGCAGUGGCUAUACAGGUAGGCAGACGGAAUCCUGCCCGCGCCGAGGCCUCGCGCGGGCAGCACGGGGCGGCCUCGCGGGUGCCCCCGGCGGCGCCGAGUCGCGACCGCUGUCAGCGCUGA